Messenger RNA from Plutella xylostella (diamondback moth), 803 nucleotides. NCBI's taxonomy places the organism in Eukaryota, Metazoa, Arthropoda, Insecta, Lepidoptera, Plutellidae. The record is from RefSeq and is a predicted model, not a curated record.
UAGACGCGUCUGUUUCCCCUAAAAACAUCACCAAUAUGUUUAUUAAAAUAUGUCUUUUGUUCAUCGCCUCGGCAACCGCUUUGCCCAGCCCCGAAAUACGCGAAAUCACGUCCAACACUAUAGAAUCACCUGUAGACUCAGUGACAGCUGCCAGGGCUAUGGCCAAGGAUUGCUCCAGUGGGAUCUUCAGCCCUACCUGCCUGAAAAUUGAAGCCAUAUCAAUGCUCGAGAAGCUGAGCUCCAAAGACGAAUUACAACUUCUUCCGGGAGUCAGUGUGGUGAAGGAAGCUAAUGAUAAUAAGAGCAAAGCGGAAGAAUUCGCAGCUGAACUGGCCAGGUCUUUUCCUUCAAAGCCUGAUGAGCGGUUAGACAAAUAUCUGCUCUACCGACUUGGCACUUACCUGGACACUCACUCGGUGAAGCUUAGGCUUAUUGAUGAGAAUGCCAGUGAAGAAGCCAGGUCUCUGAUUGGUGAAGCUAGAGGGAAGAAUCCUUUGGGUGGUGGCAAGAAGGGCGGCAUGGGAGGUAUUCUUGCCGCUGCAUUGAUGAUGAAGGGAACACUGAUGUCUAUCGGCAUCGGAGGCCUAGCUAUGCUGGCGGGCAAAGCGCUAAUGACGGCGAUGAUGUCUCUUCUCCUAUCAGCUAUCAUCGGUAUAAAGUCGUUGACCUCUGGAGGGAAAUCUACAACGUAUGAGAUAGUGUCGAAGCCUGUGUACAGUCAUUCUCAUUCGACGGGCCAUGAAGAGAUCGGGGGUUAUGCCCAUUCACCCUACGGUAGGAGUAUGAAGAGUACCAAGCGUUAA